Molecule: messenger RNA, 561 nt
Organism: Python bivittatus (Burmese python)
Lineage: Eukaryota; Metazoa; Chordata; Lepidosauria; Squamata; Pythonidae
Source: RefSeq, a predicted model, not a curated record
AUGAAGAAAAGGAACAGAAAAGAUCUGCAGGGCUAUUCCUUCAUUUUCUCGCACAAAGGCUACCUGACCUUGGAGGUGGAUCAACCUCGAGACCUUCUCCAAAACAUCACCGUCUGCCUCUGCUCUUUCUCCGACUCACCGUCCAAACAAGCCCUUUUCUCGUAUGCCACCAAAGAUCAAGACAAAGAAAUCUUGAUUUAUAAGAGUCGAGACUCGGAUGGGUUUUGGUGGUACACGGUCUACAUUGGUGGGAUGGCUGAACGCUUUCGAAUCCCAGAUUCUUAUCAGGCUUGGCAGCAGAUCUGCAUUGUUUGGGCGUCAGAGACGGGAGUGCUCACCUUGUGGGUGAACAAAAGACCCUUGGCCAGAAAGGUUGUACGGCAAGGCUAUUUCAUCAAACCCCAUGCUUUGGUCCAGCUUGGACGAGCCCACCAUGAGGACAUUUUCUUCCGCGGAGAGAUCCAACAGGUGUACAUGUGGAAUUACACUGUCCAUGUGAUCUCAUCUUCCAAUGAUCUGUUCUAUCUACCCUCCCUGAUCAGCUGGACCAACAUGAGCUAC